GUGUGUGAGGGGACGGUGUUGUGCGAGGCAGCGAGGGGCGCCCCGGACAGUAAGCGACCGUCCUGUGUGUGUGUCUCCCACCUCCUGCCGCUCUCCCAAUUAUGCCCUGAUUUUUAGGGCUUUAAGAAUGGAAGAGCGGCGUGUGGCAGAUUAUUUUGUGGUGGCAGGACUACCAGAAAAGCUACUGCCACUUGCCGACUUCUCAUGUGAUGGUGCCACGCUCAAGUCAACACACAACCUGCCGCCCAUCACUGACAUUGCCGUAAUCAACCGCUCUCUAGGAGAAAUAGUGCCAGAUGGAUUCACUUGUAUAGAGAUAACACCAACUGGUCUCGUGGCUAACCUGAAUUAUGGAGCGCUUCGUGCUCCGGAAAUGUUCCUCUGUUAUAGACGAGGGCGCGACAAGCAGCCACUGGUGGACAUUGGAGUACUGUACGAGGGUCGGGAGCGUGUAAUGGCAGACUCGCAGGUUGUGGAAUUUACGCAUGGGGGACGCAGUGCAAAUAUCAACCCUUCCGGCCAAACCACGUACAUGACAUAUAGGCGGGCGAGUGACAACGCUGCGUGCAAUGAAUUGGUGGUGUCCGAUGUGUGUGUUAUAAUGACUAAUCGAGGAGACCAAGCUCCUCACUCCUACUGCACCAUCGACCGCAAUCUCAAUAAGGGAACAAUGGUUGGGUCAGACAUCUAUGUUUGCUACAAAAAAUCUAUGAAUCGGUCGAAUUACAUAGCGUACAUGGCUGGUGUGCUCGACUACUUCCCAUUUCUCCAACGUCCCGAUUUCCCCAUCCCAACGGAUUUGGCACUCUUUUGCCUUCCCAUGGGAGCCACGCUGGAGUCGUGGCCUGCGCGUGCCAUCAAGCCCCAGCCUGUCUUCUCCACCUUUGUGCUGACGGUCACCGCAGGAGAGGGAAACGCCGAAGCUGUGGAAAAAGUGUAUGGGGCAGCAGUGACUUUUUAUGAAAAAUACCCUCAUGGGCAUUUGUCUCAGGAACAGAGAGAAACCCUUAAAUUAAAUGAACAUUUUGGGAGACACAAUGUUGUCCACACCAAUAAGUGCAUCUGCAUACUUUCCCGCUGGCCUUUUUUUGAUACGUUUGACAAAUUAUUAAGAUAUCUUCAUAAUAUGGCUAACUCAGGACCACACACAGUACCCAUAGAGAGAUACGUCUAUCACUUCUUGGAGUGCGUACCAUUUCCCAGUGCUCGAAGACCCAGAAUCCUUAUUCAACUGGAUGCCAAAGAGCGCAUAUCUCUAGCACAGCCUGAAGACUCUCCGAUAUGUUUAAGCGGCGCCAAGUUCCGGCAGUUGGUGAUGAACCUUCGUCCAGAGGGCUGCCUCACAGUUCUGCUCUUCGCACUCACGGAACAGAAGAUCCUCUUGCACUCUCUCAGACCCGAUGUUCUCACGGCAGUUUCCGAGGCUAUCAGUAUGAUUAUUUUCCCCUUCCACUGGCAGUGCCCAUACAUCCCACUGUGUCCGCUGGGGCUCUCCGACUUCCUCAAUGCACCCAUCCCUUUCCUGCUUGGCUUGGACUCCAGAUUCUUUGAUCUUUACGACCCUCCGUCUGAUGUGAUUUGCAUAGAUCUUGACACGGGAGCCAUGUCUGUGCCUGAUGACAAGAAACACCUGGUAACGAAGAUCCUUCCCAAUCGUGCAGCUCGUAUCCUCCGUGCAUCUCUAGAGAGCCUCUGUGAGAGGAUCAUUAAGUUCGAGAGGUCUCUACAGCAACAUCUCAAGUCACAAAAAAUUGAACCUGAUGGCAGCAUUGAUUCUGAUUUCAAAAUGAAGAGAAAAGAGCAACAACUUGACGUGGAGAUCCAGGAAGCAUUCCUGCGCUUCACUGCGACAAUACUUAAAGGCUACAGUGCCUACUUGCUGCCAAUUGUCUCCGCUAAAGCUGGCGCUGCUUGCGAUACGUCGUCAUUAUUUGAUCUUGAUGCUUUUGUUAAAUCCAGAGACAAGAAGUACCACAAGUUUUACCAACUGUUAGUGAAUACACAAAUGUUCAGCAAGUUCAUAGAGGAACGUUCGUUUGUGUCGGAUAAGGAUGCCUCCUUGGCUUUCUUUGACGACUGUGCCGAGAAGGUAAUUGACGACGAUACCAGCAUUCGCUUGCUCGAGGUGGAGAUGGCCCACAGUGAACACACACUCUUCCUUCCUCCACCAGAGCCUCUCUACCUUCCUGAGGGGGUUACCUACAGUUACUGUGGUUUCCCCAAGCUUAAACCUGAGCUUUUUCCUAUGCACGAACCCAAGCCCGUGUUGCCACCUCAGGUGAAGGCCCCUCAGACUGCACCAGCCUCCCCUCUGGCCCGACGCACAAAGCAGGAAGUAAAGACGGAUCAGAGACUGGCGUCGAGGUAUUCUCAGACACCCAUACUCUGGGCCAAGUGUUUGCUUUCUACGUGUUAUAGCCUGUGGUUUACGCAGCUGCCAGCAUUUGCCCUCACACAGCAUCACAAGGCUCGCUUCCUACAGUUGGCAUUCAAGAUCCUCACUAACAUGCAGAAGCUGCAUCUAUCACAGGCUGAUGAAGUGAGCUACCGAGUAAUGAUGCAGCUGUGUGGCCUCUACUCCCAGCCCAUCCUGGCUGUCAAAGUAUUGUGCGAGAUGCGACAACACGGCAUCACGCCUAACGCCAUUACUUAUGGGUACUACAAUCGGGCUGUUAUGGAAAAUAAGUGGACCCAUUCAAACCUCUUUUGGAACAAGCUCAGGAAUGUUGUAAUUGGUGUGUCUGCAUUUAAACGUUCGGGCCUGGAGCGAGCACAGAGAAGAAAAUCGUCUCUCUCCCUGGAUGUGGUGGACAAGUGUCUAAUGGAUGCUGACAGUGCCUCACGAGUGUCGCUGGAGAGUGGCACAUCCUUGGACUCGCACCCACCUGCACCUCACACCAAGACUGACACUUUAAGCUCAGAUCCAGGGUACUGCUCUGUUAGUGAAACGAGUGAGUGUGUCAGUUCUCCUGGUGCUCCCCCGACAGCUGUGCCAGUUACUAAAGACCCCACUCCUGGGAGUACUGGCACAACCAGUGCCUCAUCCUUUCCCUUCCCAGCAUCUUCCUUCCAUGAUACUAACAUUCUUGCUCACUCACCGUCCUCUUCUUCAUCAAACACUAAAAUAAAACUGUCAGGUUCAUCAGUUUCCAUUGCAUCAGCCUCUUCAGCUUUGAAAUCUACUUCCAUUCUUGAUACUGUUACGCCUGUUUUAACUUCUCCGCCUUCAGGUUCCGACCCUGCUGUAACUGCCCCUACUCUUUCACGCAUUGGCAAUACAGCAGCAGCCGCAUCGGUCCUUCCUAUUGGCACUACCAUGUCGUCCAUUAAUACUACCAACGUUGCCGUUUCUGUCAACACGGUUAUCACAUACUCUACAACCACCACUACCAUCACCACUACCACAUGUACCAGUACCUCAUCAGUUAUUCCCUCCACCACCAGUUCUACAAACAUAGCAGUAACUCCCUCCGCCACUUCUCUUACUUCACCCUUAUGCUCAUCUUCAUCAUUGUCUUCUAUUGCCACCAUAGCUCCUUUGAGCAGUGUCAUUACUGCAGAUUCAUUAUCAUCAUCACCGUCAUCGUCUGCACCUUUACCUCCACUUCCUCUUAUCGUUUCUGCGCCUUCAUCGGUAAGUUUAGUUCCAUCUUCAUCAUCAUUGCUCACUACAAUGGCCCCGUCCUCUGCAUUGGCUUCCACUUCCUCUGUCUCCUCUUGCGCCACAAGUCAAGUACUAGACUUCUCUGAAUCAGAUGCACUGCGAGCAAGACUGGGCAGCAUAGUGAGGUCGUCGGCAGCUAGUCUUGCCAGCGGUGCCAACCUUCUUGUGAUUGAGUACAAUGUGGCGUUCAACAGUAGUGCCGGCCUGCUCAUGUCAAGUGCCCUGGACAACAGUGUGUUUGAAAACCCCUCAAGGAUCCGGCAGAGACCAACAGAUCUAGCGGAUGCACUUUCUCCUACAUUAGAUCAGUACGACAAAAUGAGCGAGGCAACUGCCGUGAGAACGUCGCCCGAGGUGCCUAUAUCGGUGGCGCAGGACAAGGUGGUGCCGGAGUAUCUCAGAUCCGACAGCUACGGCAGUGAUGCUAAGAUAAUUACCAAUCUUCUGCGUCUGGCUAAGGUUGAGAUUGAGCCACUAACUCAAGUUGGCCAAUUUCGAGCCAGCAGCAACACUCCACAGAGCGAAAUUAAUAAGUGUUCCACUGAAGCGUUAGACCAAGAUUCUUCAUUUCACAAUGAUGGAGGCGAUGUAGAUCCUCUGUCUCACAGUAAUGAUAGUCUGAGUGAUAUUUCUGAGGAAGAAGCUGGGCCAAGAGCUGGCUUAGUGCAGGGAUUUUUUUCCCGAAAUGCCCCAGAGAGGUUAUCUAGUCUGUUCAAGCGAAGUGUGGACAGUGCUGAUGAAAAGAUUCGUGGAUUCUGGAGAAGAAGUGGUAGUGUGAGCCGGUCCAGCAGUAAAGACUCGGUUAACUUGGAACAGGGUGUCACAGAGUAUAUUGAUGGCAUCAGGGAAGACUCUGUUAGCAAGAGUUAUGAGAGUAAAAGUAGUGCAGAUAGAAGCAGUGAGGAAAAGACUCUGGAACCCCCGAAGGCGAGUGAUGUGGACGGCACACAAGUUAAGAGUAAUGUGUUGCUUCUUCCUCAACGAUCUCCUAAUAUUAAUAUCGACAGAUCUUCCAAUUAUUCUCCCAUACCAUCUAGUCCUAAGCGUACUCCUAUCACCGAAAAUGAUCCACUUGGAGCAUUUAGCACAUUUCAGGGAAGUGAGAACAAUGACUCGGCAUCUGGAGAAGGCCCACCCUCUAGUACCCAUGAUUCACCUUUGAGGCACAGUGCCACAAGUGAUGAAUCGGAGAUGUCCUCUCUCAACUCUGGUCACGGUAGCCAUCACCGUCGAGUGUCUCGUAGAGUUUCACGCAGUGCCACAUUCACUGGCCGUAGCGGCCAGGACACAACGAAGCAACGUGUUGUACAACGAUCAUCAAAUUCACUCUGGGCACUGUCUUCCACACCUAGUCCAACCAACACCUCCAAAACUUCUCACCCAACCCGUGCACAUUCCUCUGAGCGUGCAGAUCCCGAUGACCCUGCCCACUCGGCUCUGGUGGCUUCAACGCCCACUUGGCCAUCCCUUAAACUCUCCUUCAGUAACAGUAGCAGUCGUCUCGGCCUGGCUUCCAACAUGGCCUCCGUGGGUCUACGGCAAGCCACUAAGCAAAUAGAGCAGCUACGAACUCAGUACAUUCACCCGGCCAUGGCCGAUCUGGGCCAAUACAGCCCUAGUAACUUCAAUUACCGGAAGAAUGAACUGAUAUCUGGCGGCCUCAGUAGUGUGAAGUCGGCAGUAACGUCACUCUCCAAGAAAUAUAAUGAAAUUCGUGAGGCUAUGACCGCCACCAACACCCCCGUGAGAGGGGGCAUGUACAGCUGCAGCACCAGUAUGCCAACAUCCAGCUUCUUUGAUAACUAUUUUCGUGGGCGUACAGGGGAUGGCGAUGGCGAUGAAGACAGCCUCGACGGCUUUUGGAGUAGAAGAGAGUCGACAGACGUGCAAGGUAUAGAGCCGUUGGACGCCCCCGGAGCCAUCUUUCUUGGAGGGUCAGGUUUUGCAGCAGCAGGCAGCGAGGGAGAAGCUGUCUCGAUGCAGCAGGACCUCUUCCCUCCACUCGGCUGGGACCCUGCAGGGCCAUUCUGCCUAGGUCUCUGGCUCACGUCAUGUACGCGGUGCCACAACUGUGCUGCGCUUCUCUAUGAUGAAGAAAUCAUGGCCGGAUGGAGACCCGAUGACUCUAAUCUCAAUACCAAAUGCACAUUUUGUGAGAAGAUGACUGUGCCGCUCCUUACAAUCACAAUAUACGAUCUUCGGCAACAACCGAGACCAUCUAAAGACACAGAAGAUCCAUUGGAGUCUGGGAAACCAAGACCAGGUGUGGGGAUCUUUCCAGCUCCCACUGGAGGCACAGGUGAUGCUCCGGACCGAAGUGUUUUGGCCAGGGAGGUCGUGAAGGAUGACGGGAAGCUGGACUCUCAGUUAAAGGAUCAAAUUGGAUCUCAGCUGCAAAAGGGUGUGCGUUGCGAGCCAAUAACUGUUCCGUACCUGAGUCCUCUAGUGCUACGCAAGGAGUUGGAAACUGUGCUUGGCCACGAGGGUGACACUUGCCUUACUGAUGCCGCCUUCACUGACCACCAUCCCAUCCUCUACUGGAACCUGCUUUGGUACUUCUGUCGGCUGAGGGUUCCCAGUCACUUGCCGGGCCUGUGUCUGACCGCCGCCACCGUCGCCCGUGACCGAGUACCACAUCCAUCCUGGGACGGAGCAGACUGGCAGAAUGUCUACAUCAGAUGCUUGUGGGAUAACACCAAGUAUCACGAAGAGCUGGGCCAGCCCAUGUAUGUGCAGUGGCAGCAGGACAAGAGACCAUCGCAGUUGGUGUCGGCGCUGGUGAAGGAGCGCAGCAAGGUGCCCAGGGAUGUUAUACAGAGCGUGAUAACGGCGGUGCACAUUGACGACCUGACCAUGGCCAUGAAGCUGGUGCUGCAGGAGCUGCGCAAGCGGCCCGCUCUACACAAGAAAAACCACUUUCCCAUAUACAGAGAUCUGCUCUUUCUGGCCUCUUCCUGUAUCCCGCCCGCCCAACUUAAUCUCACAUCAUUUGACCGUGAGUACCGUCGUGCAUACGAGCGCAAUGAACAGUCCUAUGGCAAGCUGCUGUCACGUUCAGAUACGCCUCCCCCCAUUGCUGCCGUCUUCUGCCGCCGUUACUUCAGUCAGCUCAGCCUGUGAUACCCGACUCCCUGCUCGAUGCCGGGGACCUGCAACUUGCACUCAGGACCUGCCUAGGGUACUCUAGGUUCCUGAUGUAAAACACGGCCCUAAUGACAGCUGGGGGCUGUUCCUCUGGUAGUUUGAGAUGUACCCUUGGCAUGUUUAACUUGAAAACCCUACAUACAAAUGCCUACAUUAAACUUUUUAAGGUUUUGGAUGAAAUUUGCUGUAAAAAUGAAUGCUUUAACAAAAAGAUUGUGCUAUAAUUUCAAAUAUUAUCAUGGGUCUGGUUUGCACAAUGACAUCAAAAGAACGUGAUGUACGUAUGAGAAAAUACUGAGGUCGUGAAAUGAGAUCCAACCUGCACUCGUGGGCUCCCCAGACACACCCACUACCCACCUAACUACUGUGACCUUGGUAUGGUUGUUGAUAGUGCAUGUGUCUCGAGAGUCCAGGGAUACCAGAUUGAUCCUAUUGCAUGCCCUUGGUAUUUUCUCGUGGGUCUGGGUUGCUACGAUAGUUGGUAAAGCUCGUGCCAGCUUUGGUUUCUCAAUGGGCUGUUCAUUCCCACUUGCUGUGAGAAUAUAAGCAAGGCCUUUAAGUGUUCUUAUGUUUUAGUCCAAGGAAAGGCUUCAGUAUAUGGUAGAACCCACAGCUAUCUGCCUAAAUGUUUACCUACUGGGUAUUAUGUAUAGGGACAUAAUGACAGAAAUAUAUACCAUUUUGCAAAAUGUUUUGUAAAUUUAGCUACCCAAACUUUUUUUUUAAUUGGGGGUAGUGGAGAAUGGGACAAAUAAUAAAAGUGUGUAAAUAAAAGAAUCACUGGAUAUUUUGGACUUUGUGGAUUUUAUUUUUCAGCUUUUGGAGUAGGCUCAUUUCUUCUCGUUUCCACGCAUGUGAAAAAGUGGCCCGAGGCCGUGUUUGUGCGUUGCUUACAGGUGAUCGUAUACAAAGCCCCAACACAGCCCAUUUUAUGACUGGAGAUGGUCUAUUAUAAUCAACAGGUGAGCAACAUGCCCUCAUCCCCUCCACCCUUACUUUUAAUGUUAGAUCUGGGAACGUGUGCCUGAUGCAGCGAUGAAGCGAGAGGUGGCAGUGCUCUCACGCUACACAUCCUGUGCAUAGUAGAAAGAAGAGUUUGCAAGAAAGAAAGAAAUUUUAUAUUCUGUGUAUGUUUAUACAGUAUUCUGUUUUUAUUUGAUGUGGUGUAACUUGGAAAUUGACAAAUAUUUUUUUGUUCUUUGUCCUGCAGCUGGCUACUCUUGCUUAAGGACUUUUUAUAUAUUUAUAUUUUGUUCUUGUGGUAGUGCUAUGUGAUACUAGCUAUUAAAAAGCUGAAUUAUAUUAGCAAUUAUACCUUUCUGAAAGUUUCUGGUCAUACAGUAUAGUGUAUCUUGGUUACCAAGUUGCAGGUGUUGCAUUAAGACUGUAGUCUUGACCGGCAUCUUCAUGUUCUUCUACAGGUAAUAGUAAGAUGUACUCUACAACAAAAUCAACAAUGAUUUUAUCACUAGUUAAAAUACUAACCUGUAACCCUCGUGAAACAAGCUAAUUCAGAGCGGCAAUUUGUGGGGGAUCAUUUUCUCUAUUGACAUAGCAGAUAUUUUUUAUGAAAUUCCUGUAAACAAUUUGCAAUAACUCUUGCAUUGCUUCCUCCCUAUUUUUGCACGACAAAGGAAGUUGGACAAACAAUGGCAGCUUAUGAUCACAAAUGAAAGCAUUCAAUCAGUAGUUUUGUUGAGUGACAGGAACCAUGCCUGAUGGAAAUACUACAGCUGUCUCUCACUCGAGGUAACAGUCCUUAGGUCAGAAAGAUUAGUCAAGUUUGGGGCCUUUAUAUAAGUGUUACUGGAUUAAAAUACGUUUGUGCGUACCACGGAGAGUAGUGUCCUCCACCUAAUGUGAUUGACAAAGAUGAUUAGAUGCAUAUAGAUAAUGAGUCAGGAGAAGUGCCAUUUGUUACCAAAUUAGUUUUUAGGGUAAUAGAAUUUUAACAACAAGGUAAUUUUUACCAACUGGAUGGAUGGGGAGGCUCAGUCGAGGACCGGGCCGUGGGGACGCUAAGCCCCGAAAUUAUGGCAAGGUAACCACAAGGCAUAAGCACUGGUAACCACAAGGCAUAAGCACUGGUAACUACAAGGCAUAAGCACUGGUAACCACAAGGCAUUGUCUACCUAGGUAACCAAGGUAGACAAUGAGUAGAACCCAACUUUUGUCAGCAGUAUUAAGGGGUCUAAUGUCAUAGUGUAUCCAGUACUAAAUAUUCAAAGCUAAAUUCACUUGAUGAACUAAAAGUCUCCUAAAAGGUGGUGCAUGGAAGUAGGAUGCAUCUUAGGGGUUUGUCAUUCUGGAGAACCUAAUUUUGCAAUGAAUGCUGACCGUCAACUUUUUGGGGCUAAACGAAUGUAAACUAAAGCUCCCCAUCCUAAUUUAUUGCAGACUAGACCCAAUACACUAUUACAUACAUUUUGAGGUAAAGCUCCCUUUCCCCAUGUUUGUUACAGGCUAGACCCGAGACAUUAUAUAGUGUGCAAUAUAAUAUAUCGGGUCAUUAUAUAGUAUGACUUAUUGUCAUACCGAGACAUUAAGCACAUCCCAGUGUGUGUGUGUGUGUGUGUGUGUGUGUGUGUGUCACCAGUCAUUGCCUAGUGAAGACCAUGCUUGUCAUAGAUUAAUAUGAUGUGGUGUUUUACUGGUGUAAAACUGUGUGCCUGUGAUCACGUGUACACUUCUCUUUCUCUACAUAAUCUUGUAUUUAUUAUCAUCUGUUGUUUUGCUUAUGAAUUUUAUGUUUUUGUUGAUUUCAUGAACAUAUCCAUAUUAUAAUAUUAAUUAAGUCAAAGAUUUACUUCCUUACUCAAUUUAAAAACAUAAAUGGUUGAAUGAGGUACAGUAUUAGUCCUUAAUAAAAUUUUAAUUCAGGCUUGUCCCAAAUUCAAAUUUGUUGAAUGAUGACUUACUACGUCAGGUUUUGAUAGUGAUGUGUGCGUGCAAUUUUAUGGUUUGCAAAUGCAUGUAAACCAAAAGAGAAGCUUUAAAUUAUAUACAGAAUUGGAUGACAUUUUAGAGUGAAUGUUGCGGAGGGAGUAGCAUGUGGUGUCAGUAUCAGGGUUUUGUGUAAUGGCUAGUGUGUGUGUGUGGUAUUCUCGCGCACAGUGUCCUGGACGAAUACUGCAUUCUCUUCCACAGUGUCCUAAACCAGUACUAUGUUUUCUCCACUGUAAUUACCCAAGUGUAGUUACAGGAUGAGAGCUACGCUCGUGGUGUCCUGUCUUCCCAGUACUCUUUGUUGUAUAACGCCUUGAAACUACUGACGGCACCACCUUCUCACUUAGCUUGUUCCAAGUGUCUACCACUCUGUUGGCAUAAGUGAAUUUUUGUAUUUCUUUGGCAGCUUUGUUUAGUUAGCUUAAAUCUGUGACCUCUUGUUCUUGAAGUUCCCUGAUCUCAAGAAUUCUUCCUUAUAAAUUUUGACGAUUCCCGUUACUAUUUUGUACAUAGUGAUCAUACUGCCCCUCUUUCUUCUAUCUUUGGCAUAUUUAAUUCCACUAACCUUCGUAGCUCUUGUACAUCAAUUCCGAAAGCUAUUUAGUUGCAUGUCUUUGCACCUUUUCCAGUUUGUUGAUGUGCUUAAGAUAUGGGCACCACACAACCGCUGCAUAUUCCAACUUUGGCCUCACAGAGGUCAUGAACAAUUUCUUUAGUAUUUCACCAUCCAUGUACAGUAUUUAAAAGAAAUGUUGAAAUUAAAAAGUUUAGUAUAGGCUACUCAUACAAUGUUCUUUAUGUGGCCCUCAGGUGACCAUUUUCUAUCUAGAACCAUCACUAUAUUUAUCAAAAUUCUUGAAAGCUUUUUUAUAUAAUUUUUAGGUUGUGUGUGGACUAUUUUCUCCUA
Procambarus clarkii (red swamp crayfish) is the source of this 10661-nucleotide messenger RNA. Lineage: Eukaryota; Metazoa; Arthropoda; Malacostraca; Decapoda; Cambaridae. The record is from RefSeq and is a predicted model, not a curated record.